Messenger RNA from Symbiodinium natans, 6603 nucleotides. Lineage: Eukaryota; Dinophyceae; Suessiales; Symbiodiniaceae. The record is from the annotation of a GenBank genome assembly.
AUGCCGAAGGCGUUGGACGACCGGGGCCUGGCUCCGACCCAGAUAUCUUUGAAUGAUCCGCGCUGGACGAUCGUCGGCCUCUACACCCUGACGACGCCUACGUGCCAGGACGUCCCUGGGCCCCAGGACGCCGACGCCACGAAUUCUUCGCCUUUCUCCCCGACCUCCGUUUCUCCAAACUCGUCCAUCUUGGAGGUGCCAAGGCCCACUUUGUCGUUGAUGACCCGAUCCCGCUUGGAAGGCCGAUCCAUGCACAACGUCGCCUUCUGGGUUCGGGGUCACAUGCUUCUUUCCUCUUCUGUGGAUGCACGCGGCCAGUCCGUCACGCUGCUGAACUACGACAGGCAGGAGACCAUCAUGUACGAGAUCCACGAUGGUGCCGCGCGGCACUGCACCGUUUCGAAGUUGACGGACGUGUGGCCCAAAAGGUUGCACAGCUACGUGGUCACACCCGGCUUCCUCCUUGCGAUGCUGAACUACUCGCACGACAUCUCGCACGACUCACAGGACUCACAGGACUCACAUGACUCACAUCAUUCGGGAUCGCUUGGCUUGGAUGUGGAGACAGGCAUGCCGAAGGUCUUGUACACAGCUGACGGGGAGAGGAGAUACAGUCCGCCGGAGGUUCUUGACAACUGGCGCAUAGAGGCUUCUGCCGAGGUGGGCGACUUGCUGGGGUUCCGGUGCUCUUCCCCGACGGAGGACCCGCGAGACUUCGGUUUAGGGGACGAUGGCACUUUUCACCCAAGGCUGGGCGAUGACUGGUGGGGUGCUCCUGGUGCCCUUCCCCGCCAUGCGGACCACGCCCCUUGUUCCAACUCCACAUGCUUUCAUGCCGACCUUUCGGGACUUCUCUUGCAAGCCUGUGCCUGCAACGGAGAGACCGUUGUCGAGAUUCAGGGCAAGGCCAACCUGGGCCAGAUACAAGUCGACGUGGAUGCGGAUUUCCCAACUGCUUCCACCUUGCCUGGAUUCCCUCUCGGGUUGAUUGCACAGCUUCGCAUCAGGACGCCGGAAGCCAGCAACGUGCCCCUGAACAUGCGCGUGGUCACAUCGCAAGGGGGCUUCGUGUACGGCCGCCUGGACAAGAGCGGCGCGCGUUCCAGCACUGACUUCGAGCUCAAGGGCCGAGUCUGCAGUGGCUGCAGGGUGGCUUUGGUUCAGACGAAAUACAGCUGGUUCUCAGGACUCUGGGCGGCCCCGAGCAUCUCCAAACAGAGCCUGGUGCUGCUGGAGGGUACUUUUGGCUCUUCCGGGUCCGCGGAAAGGCGGCUCCGUGAGGCCAAAGUCGUGAGGCCCCUGUCCAAGCCCUCCAUCACAUCCACCAGCGCGCCGGAGGGAGCGUGCCAAGUUCGUCAGGGCCGGAUGCGGUGCGAGGAGAAGGUGCCGAAGGAGCCGAAGGCCAAGCGGGCGAAACCAGAGGACAUCUACACGUUCCAGCAUUUCGAGGCGCCAAGUCCUGCGCGACGUGCGCGGCGGCUUGGCCAGAAUGCCAGCCUCUCGUUGCAACGGCUGCUGGACCUUGCCGAGAUGGCCACCACGGACUCUGCUCCGAUGGACUGCCAAUCACCUUGCGGAUGUCAACUGAACGCCCCGCAUCAGCCAGGCUGCUCCAGCAGCUGUCAUGACCUCUGCUCCUUGGUGUCUGGCAUGUCCUGGGUGGCGGAUGCCAGUGCCGCCACGUGCCUCAGCCAGAUGCAGAAGGUCGCGCCAGUGCAGGAGGCCCUUGAGAGCUAUGCGUCCGCAGGACCGGACUUUGACGUGGCGGGUUUUCGGCGCGACCUGAGCCUGGCCACUUCUCAAGCAGACCUGGUGAGCUUGGAGCUGCGGGUCUUUCUUGAGCUCCGUGCCUAUGCAGUGUGGAAGCAAUGGUCCCAGCGACCGGGAUUCUACCCGCCCUUUCUGGAUGGAGUGCCCUUGCAGGCCCCCGGCUCAGAGUGGACCAGGGCGAUGUCCGGCUUGUUUGCAGACACCUUGGCCACCAAGCUGCUGCACAGCGACUUUUCCAUGGACAAGGCCGGCUUUUCGCUGAGCUUCGCAGACUGCGCCAUCGAGUUCCUGGUGACAAAGCCCUCCGUCCGCUUCGGCGUGGAAGCGCUUCCCCUGCUGCACCUGACCUACGCGGCAGAGCAGAUGAAGGCCCGCCUAUCUGCCGGCUCGGAGUGGGAAAAGUGGGAGACCGCCGUGUCCAACGGCCAGCUUUUCCUGAACCUGGACGUCGGCGCAGUUCCCCUGCACCGGGUGGACAAUCACAACCUCCGCUUCGAGCCGGCGUCCGACGUCCAGCUGGCGCAGAUCUACCCCAUCCCUUGGCUGGAGGACCUGACGUCCGUGAAGCUGGAGUGGCUCUUGCUCACCGAGGAUGUGCAGCUCCGCUUCAAGACGGGGGAGUACAAGGGGCUGGCUUCAACCGAUUCCUUCGUGAAGGCUUGGUCCGGUGAGCUGGCGCUGCAGCUCAAGCAGCAUAAGCAGCUCGAGAAGUCCGUGAAGGUGGUGUGGCAGGCCCUGGACGUCUCCUUCGCUUUCAGCGACGAUGACCCUCUGAUUCCUCUGAGAGUUGUUCCUCGCUCCGUCAGUCCAGACUCGCCGAUGCACGUGGUGAUCGACCGCGAGGACCCUUCCAUCUUCAUGGUCUCCGUCUUGGAGCACGCGCGUGACCAGCACCCCAUGCUCAACCAGCUCAACGCCUUGGUCGCGGAAAGCUUGACGGUGAACUUCAACGUGGCCGACCUUUCCAUCAGCGACUUGGAGCUCAAGGGCGUCCAUGCCGACCUUGUUCAGGGCGAGAUCCCGCACCUCUACGUCGAGAGGCUGGUCCUUGCCUGCAGCGGGACUGCCAUCACUGGAGCCUUCAUUCCUGAAGAUUCUGUCCUGCAGUUGAAGGAUGCCGGGGCAAUCGACGCGGUCUUUGCGUUGGUCCCGUCCACAGCCAACACGGGGCACGUGGAGGGCGACCUUCUCCCGCCCAUCCCGGAGACGGCUGCAAGGGCUUUCGGGCUCUUGGUCGACACGCUCCCGUGCUACCAGGGAGCCUCCGUGAGCGGCGCCUGGAGUUCCCUGACGUUGAAGCUGAUCGUCGACUGGGCCACUGGGGUGUACUUCCCGAUGCUGGGGCACCUCACGGUGAAAGCGGGCGUGAGCAUCACGGUCGCCGAGUAUCUGGACAAAGCAAAGGUCCAUCUGGCGUACGAUGCCGGCUGGGCGGCGGGUUCGGCAGUAAUCUCAGAUGGAACGCUGCACUUCGACGGAGUCAACGAGUCAGCUUCGUUUGGGUCGGGCCAGCUGGGCUGUCGACACAGCUGGGCAGGAAGCUUUUCAGGCAUCGAGGGCCCGCAAAGUGACAUGGCAUUCAAGCUCGGCUACGUCGCUUUUGCAAAGAAGCUGGGCGAUCACCUUGCAGAUGAUGAUCAAGUCACCGCAGCAGUGGGCAGCAUCGAGGUCUGGGUCACCUUGGCUGACUCGGCCUCCAGCUCGUCCUUUUUGCUUCGCGUGCCUCAAGGGGCCAGCUUCACAGUCCACGGCGCCACGGCCGAGCUAGAUGAGGGACCCUUGGAAAUCAGUGGCACCGGGAGCAAGCGUCGAGUGAGGGAGUGGCCGAAGCACGUGGAGAUCCGUGGCCUCCGGCACCUUCGGCGCCGGCUCUUCGAGGAGCGCGCAGAGGAGCGGCGCCUCGAGCACGCGCGGCGUCUCUUGGAGAUGCCCGCCUGCGACUUGGGCGACUCGGGCGACUCGGGCGACUCGGGCGACUCGGGCGACUCGGGCGACUCGGGCAGCUCAACUGCCAUGCUUCGGCCGCAGAACCGGACCGUCGAGGCUGCCGAGGACCUCUGGCUGUUUCAAGACUCCGACUUUGCCUGCCCGCCGCUCUCGGCGCAGACGGUACCUCCUGUGAAGAAGGAGGACUGGCUCACUCUUCCGCACACCUGCGAAGGUGAGAAGGUGGAGAUCACCCUGGAUGGAGCUCCCAUGGAGGACCUCGCGAAGCCUUUGAUGAAGAUGGUCUUGGAGAAGCUGGGCUGCUCGCCUGCACAGGGCUUCAAGAUGGUUGCGGUUGUUGCGCCUUUCUUCAAUCUGCUCUCCCUCUCUGUCACUUUCUGCAUCUUUCUGCCACGUGCGUCCCUAGCCUGCCGAGGCAUGGCGAGGCAGAUGGAGUUUGUUGAUGUGCCAGGCAUCCCCACGAGCAUCGCCGCCAAGAUCGGCGGCUGCCUUGCCGGCGAGGAAUGCAAGUUGGCUCUGGACGACCUGGCAAAGAACCCAUUCCUCAUCGUUCAGCACGUGUGCGAGCUUCUCGGCCUAUCCCUGACGGAGGACAUCCUCCAGCCUGCCGCCGCGUACUUCCUGGAGUCUGUGAAGGCUCCUGCUGGCAUCCAGAUCCAGUGCAUGGGUUCCCUCCAAGAUGACACCGUCGAUGAGAGGCUUCUGGACAUCACGGGCGCCAUUAUGCAAAUCGCCGGCGGGGACGUCUCGGCUGCGUCGGUGUCUCGCUUGAGCACGGGAGUGUGUGGGUUUGACGACCCAGCUCAGGCCUUGAUUGCUCCCAUGCUGAGCGACACACUCUUGGAGUGGGGCCUGGCAUCUCGCAAUGCCCGGCUUGCCGCCAAAUCCUUGACACUGUCCAGCCUUGACAAGCUCGGCAGUGAGUUCACCGUCCUCAUCAAAGCCAUCGCGGGCUUGGAUGCUGCCAACAUCCUGGACGCGCUCGAGAGGACGCUGCAGCUUGGCAUUCCUGCCAGUACGGCAGUGACGGUGCAAGCGGCCGUCACCGAGGACACCACGCGCACCGUGGUGCCAGCUAUGCAGCAGCUCUUCCUUGGAGGCCUGGAUGUUGACGGCUUGCUGUCGAUGGCCGGGGCCUUCGGCAUCUCGGACGUGUACGUCCAGGUGCUCCAGCCCUUCUGCCGUCAAAGCUUCAUUGAUCUCGGGGUGUCCUGGAAGAGCAGUCAGCGCAUGUGUGCAGCGGUGGACGCCUCCAUCCUUGAUCGGCUCUCUGAAGGAUUCAGCAGUCUCAUGGCCGGCGACCUGUCCGUGAAUCUUCUUCAGAACAUCGCUGCAGUGCUGGGGGCCGAUGCAUGGCUCGACAUGCUCAAGCCCGUCCUCACUCAGAAGCUCAGCUUGGCUUGUGUGCCUCGAGGCGUUGUGGAGAAGCUGUUCCAAGCGGAGGCCAGCAUCCUCCUCGAAGCUUUCGGCACUCUGGUGGCUUCCCCAGCAGACUUGCAAGGCUUGGAGACUGCAGUCGCGAAGCUCGCCGAGGCCGCGCACGUGGACUUCCUGGCUGAGCUGGUGCAGCCCAUGGUGCGCUGCGUGCUCAUGCGCAGCUACUGCGUGGUCGCCGCCUCUCGCAUCAGUUCGGCGAUCACCGUGGCCAAUCUGGAGCUGGUGUUCAGCAGCACAGACGCCCUCAUCCAAGGCAACAUGGACGUUGGGAAGAUGGGACAGCUGCUGCAGCAGCUGGGCUUGGCCAGCAGCUUGGGUGACUUCGCCGAGGUCUACCUGACCCCGCUGGCCCGCUGCGUCCUGCGGGGCUUGGGCGCCAGCAGCUCGGCCGUGAGCGCCGUGGCGCUGCGGGCUGAGCACAUCCCGAAGCUCAGCGCGCCCUUGCUGGCCCUGCAACAGAGCGUCAGCCGCGGCAGCCACAGCAGCCCCGUGGGGCUCAGCAGCUCGCUUCUCUGGCAGACUUGGGAGGCCAUCAUGGUGGGAACUCCCUAUGCGCCCGCGUCCGCCUUCAGCGAUCACCUUCUGGCCCCUUUUACUGAGAGGCUUCUGCUGCAGCUCGGGGUCGAGCCGGGGCACGCCGCCCUCGUGCGGAGCAGCCUCAUCAGCCUCUUUGCAAACAUCAGCAGCCCGAGUGACUUCACAAAUGGUCCUUGGACGACGGGUUCGGGCCCGACGGCCUUCCUGGCGGAUGCGUUGGCCCUUGCCACCCGGCCCAGCUUGGGGUCCUUCCGGGCCCUUCUCUCGCAGAUGAGCCUGGACGCGCAUUUCGAUUCCAUGGCCCGUGGACUGGUGGCAUCCCAGCUCGGGAAGUUCCACCUCCCCACCUUCGUCUUGGAACGUUUGGAAGACGCCUCCUUCGCGGACUUGGUCCCGGCCCUCGACGAGCUUUUCCCAGUGAUCCUUCAAGGCCUCAGACCCAAGACGGAUACAAGUACCUCAGAACUCCUCCAGACAGUCUCCCUGAACCUCUCCCGCCUGGAAACCAAUCUAAGUCUAAGCAAGUACCUACCAGGCCACGUGGACCUGCAGAUUCUCGAGCGCUUCUUCGUGGGCUUCUUCAACAUCUCCGGGGAGGCUUUCUUGAACAGCAUCGUGCAGCCCGCGCUCCAAGGCUUCUUGGCCGACUACGAGGUGGACACCUCUUGGAACGCCAGCGCCAGCAACCCUCCAGCCACAUCCGUCGCGUCCCUUCCGGCCCUCUUCGAGAGGCUGGGGUGGCUGUCACAGUACAGAUAUUACAGUGAGUGCCUUUGGGAGCCUUCCUUGAGGUGGCUUCAAGGGGAGCUGGAUCUCGACUGGGCCCGGGCCCUCUUCGUCGCUUUGGGUGCAGAGGAGAGCCCGCCAGACGUCACUCGAAGUGGCUUCUGUGAGAUCUUGCGAGGAAGGUGA